AUGGCGACAGCGACGUCCAAUCCCUACAUGCCGAGCAAUAGUAUUCUGUCGUCCAACUCUAUCGUGCACAGCGACUCAGGCGGCAUGCAGCAGGCGACCACGUACCGCGAUCCCUCGAAAAUGGUGCAAAGCGACUUCAUGCAGGGGGCCAUCGCCAGCAACGGCCACAUGCUCAGCCAUGCACACCAGUGGGUGACGGCGCUGCCGCACACCGAUGCCGGCUCGCCUUGGUCCUCGGCCAUGGCAGGCAGCCCCUUGGGUCAGCAGCAGCAGCAACCGCCGCCGCCGCCGCAGCAACAGCAGCAGCAGCAGCAGGACGUGAAGCCGUCGGUGCAGGUGGUGAGCCGGGACGAGCUGCACACGGGAGCCGCUCCCUUGCACCACCACCGCCCACCCCACCUGCCGCCUCACCAGCCGUCUCACGGCGGCCACCCGACCGCCUGGGGGGCGACCACCACGGCUCACCUGUCGUCCAUGGGCUCGGCCGUCCAGCCGCUCAUCUACUCGCAGCCCGGCUUCACCGUCAACGGCAUGCUGAGCCAGGCGGGAGGGCAGAGCCUGCACCCGGGGCUGAGGGACACGCCGGAGCUGGUGGACCACGGGCAGCAGCACCACAGCCACGAGCACUCGGACGAGGACACGCCGACCUCGGACGACCUGGAGCAAUUCGCCAAGCAGUUCAAGCAGAGGCGGAUCAAGCUGGGCUUCACCCAGGCCGACGUGGGCUUGGCGCUGGGCACCCUUUACGGCAACGUCUUCUCCCAGACCACCAUCUGCCGGUUCGAAGCGCUGCAGCUGAGCUUUAAAAACAUGUGCAAGCUCAAGCCCUUGCUAAACAAGUGGCUGGAGGAGGCCGACUCGUCGACCGGCAGCCCGACCAGCAUCGACAAGAUCGCCGCUCAGGGCAGGAAGCGAAAGAAGCGCACUUCUAUCGAGGUGAGCGUCAAAGGAGCGCUGGAGAGCCACUUCUUGAAAUGCCCCAAGCCCUCGGCGCAGGAGAUCGCCAGCCUGGCUGAUAGUCUGCAGCUGGAGAAAGAGGUGGUCCGGGUUUGGUUCUGCAAUCGGAGGCAGAAAGAGAAACGCAUGACGCCGCCGGGAGGAGUGCAGCAGACGGACGAUGUGUACUCACAGGUCGGCAAUGUAAACGCCGACACACCGCCCUCUCAUCACGGACUACAAACCGCCGUGCAGUGAAAGCAAAACGUAAAGCAUAGGCUGUUUAGAUCGGAUUUUUUGUAAAAAAAAUAAAAAAACAAAAACAAGGACAAAACGAAAUCAACAAGUCCAGGACUAUCGCAUUGAUAGCAGGUUUUCUACUGUGAUUGUGAGGCUGGCGAUUGCAUAGAAUGAGUGCACCAAAACUGCAGAUGUCUUUUCAUUAAAAAAAACAAAUAUUUCUGAACCCCCCCGGCUUGUGGUGAUCGACGGGUGGACCCCAGAUACUUCCAGAUAAGUGUUUCUACAUUUAGUCUGGUGUUUCAGAAAGACUGGUUUAUGAAAUAAUUUCAGAUUUGGUCCAGCGAGCUCGGAUCGGCCGUGGGCGCUGGACGGUGCCUGGUGUAUUUCCAGAGGCUGGCUUUUCUUGGCUAUAUCAGGUGCAUAGACAACAACACUGAGAUAGAAAAACCGUUCAUUCUGUAGGUUGAAAUACUGAAGACUGUCCCUUAUGUAAAACACUGUAAUCUGCAGGAGAAAGGGAGCUAAUCCGUACUGACUAUCGAAUAAAAAAGACCGGUAAAAGGGGGUCUUAAAAACAUGAAACUUCAGAGCAACAUUAAACCUGCAAGGCAGGGGAAAUUUCAAGAGAAAACAAUUAAAUGGGUUGAUCCAAAAAUAAUGACAGAUGGAACUUUCUGCAGCGAGGUUUGUCGGAAAAGACAAGACAAAAGAAAGACUAGGGGAUUUGGGCGAGAAAUUGUCCCAGAUGUGGCUUUGAUGAUUGGUUCAUUAUGUUGUCUUCGACCUCAUUCUUCUCACCCGCCUUCCCCCCCAAAAAAAACUUAGCCCGAAUGUUUUCUAAUUUCAUCUCCAGCCCAUUGGAGUAGAAGCAUUUUUUUAUAUAAAAAAGAAAGAGAAAAAAAAUCUCCACCAUCUGCAGCUGCACUUACUGAACUUAUCCUCUUAAAAAAAACAUUGCCAAGUUGAAUGAAUGGGUGCUGUGGAUGCGACUGUAUAAAACUGCCAUUUCCAAGCAGUGUUCUUGGUAGGUUUCAAUAUAGACUUUUCAAAGACGCAAUAUAGAGUCAGUAGAUCAGUUACUGAUCUAAAAAUAUUUACUUUAUAUUUUCAUCAGAAUUGACUUCUUUUAAUAUUUUAUUCAGAAUACCUAUGAACUGCUGCAAAACGGUAAUUUAUUUUUCCCCAGAUCUUGUAUUAGAUGUUUUCAAAACGAGCACAAAUAAAUGCGAUGAAAAAAUGGACAGUUGUUAGGUAAUAAGGGUAUCUUUUGAUGUGAUAAUUUGAUUGUAAUUUAAUUUGAGUAGUGAUUCCGUAAAAGAUAAUUCAAGAAAUAAAUUUGUUAGAGUCAAA
Molecule: messenger RNA, 2529 nt
Organism: Rhincodon typus (whale shark)
Lineage: Eukaryota; Metazoa; Chordata; Chondrichthyes; Orectolobiformes; Rhincodontidae
Product: POU domain, class 3, transcription factor 3-like
Exons: 1
Coding region: 1-1194 (397 amino acids)
Biological process (GO): brain development; regulation of transcription by RNA polymerase II
Cellular component (GO): nucleus
Molecular function (GO): RNA polymerase II cis-regulatory region sequence-specific DNA binding; DNA-binding transcription factor activity, RNA polymerase II-specific
Source: RefSeq, a predicted model, not a curated record